AUGGAGAUCCCUGUGAUAGACUUUCAAGAGCUUGAUGGUGAGAAGAGGAGCGAAACAAUGGCGCUUCUCCAUGAGGCUUGCGAAAAAUGGGGCUUUUUUCAAAUUGAGAACCAUGGAAUUGACGCAGCGUUGAUGGAGAAAGUCAAGCAAUUGGUGAAUCAGCAUUACGAGGAAAGCAUGAAGGAGAGCUUCUACAAGUCGGAGACAGCCAAAAGCUUGGAGAAAAAAAGCCUUACCACUAACACAGACUGGGAAAGCACCUUCUUCAUUCGGCAUCGUCCAAACUCAAACAUCAAUGAUUUUACAAACCUCCCAAAUCACAUAUGCAGCAAAACGAUGGAAGCAUACAUUGAUCACCUGAUUAAGCUAGCAGAAAAACUUUCCGAGCUCAUGUGUGAGAAUCUUGGAUUGGAGAAGGAAUGCAUAAGGGAAGCAUUCUCGGGAACUAAAGGUCCUUCUGUAGGGACAAAAGUGGCAAAAUACCCUCGAUGUCCUGAACCUGAACUUGUAAGAGGACUUCGUGAGCAUACUGAUGCUGGUGGGAUCAUUCUCUUGCUCCAAGAUGACCAAGUCCCAGGUCUCGAGUUCUUCAAAGAUGGACAAUGGGUGGAGAUUCCACCUUCCAAGAACAACACCAUCUUUGUCAAUACAGGUGAUCAAGUGGAAGUAUUGAGCAAUGGAAGGUAUAAGAGUUGUUUGCAUCGUGUGAUGGCAGACAAGAAUGGAAGCAGACUGUCCAUCGCCACCUUCUACAAUCCUGCCGGUGAUGCCAUCAUCUCCCCAGCUCCCAAACUCUUGUAUCCCAAUCACUUCCGUUUUCAAGAUUAUCUGAACCUUUAUGCCACAACUAAGUUUGCGGACAAGGGUCCCAGAUUUGAGUUCAUGAAGAAAAUGACCAACGGGCAUGAGAGUAGUGUUGUCUAAAAGACUCCUUAUUUUAUCCAUGUAUUCUGUACUCACUAUCAAUGCGUCCUCUGUUUAUCUUAGUGUUUUCUAGUUCCAGUAUAAGGUAACAUGUUGCAUUUAUUACCGUAUCCUAUACAUUUUGAGCACUAAUGAAAUAAAAUCCUAUAA
This is a messenger RNA of Cornus florida, 1074 nucleotides long. Its product is annotated as 1-aminocyclopropane-1-carboxylate oxidase 1. Lineage: Eukaryota; Viridiplantae; Streptophyta; Magnoliopsida; Cornales; Cornaceae. The coding region runs from base 1 to 924 and encodes 307 amino acids. The record is from RefSeq and is a predicted model, not a curated record. The transcript has 3 exons.